CAGACAGUUUACACCAACCCUCCGCCAUGAUCAGAACUGUCAAGGCGGACAAUCCACCCUCGGAUAGCUGGAGAAAAACGUUGAUUACCGCUAUUGUGAUCUUAUCGGUUGUUUCCAGCGGAAAAACGCGGUGGAUAUCUCCAAAUGAUUUUCUAAGUCUGAAUAUAGAUUGCAGUGAAAAUAGAAUAAGGGUUGAAGCCCGAACUCUAGACCCUUUCUCAGGAAUGAUGUAUAUUGAAAGCCCUUCCAAAAUAGGAUCAGGGGCAUCAAGGGUACCCAAGGGGUGCCAAGUGAGAGGAGGAGGGGGACAUGAGAUAGGACUUUCUGUUGCCCCUGGUGGGUGUGGCUGGGAAAAGAAAGGGGAGAAGAUUUAUUUGCAAGUUUAUGUACAGUACGAUGCUUAUGUACAACAGGUAAUCGAUGAAAAGCUGAAUAUUGAAUGCGAUUUAACAACUAAACAAGGCUCUAUUUCUGUCCCCACAGCAGUGCCCAACAACAUUAUUGUAGGACAGGCUUAUAUCAAUGCAAUGACUGAAAAGGAAGUAAAAAACAUUGUCCGGAUAGCAAAUACAAACGAACAUGAAGAAGAAGCAAAAAUGAAGAUUUCUAAAAAUGAAGAAAAGCUGGAAAAGAGGAAUAGAAAACUAGAAGAUAAAUAUGCAGCAUUGGAACAGUUUAACACUAUGAUAUCACAGGUAAUGUCGACAGAGAAGAACGAUGAUGAGGAUAUCCGAGGUUGGAUGGAGGUCUGGGGCUCUCCAGGAACCUCCUCUGCUGGUGUCCUAGAAGCCAUGAGUAAUGCAACCCUACUUCUUAGAACUUGGGGUUCAAGGAACCCUUCUAGGCUAGGAGCCUGCACAAUCCGGACAGAAACUGGCGUGCUGGUGCUAACUGACGAGGAGGGGUGUGGCCAGGGACUAACAGGCAGAUCUGUGAGCCGGGGGGUGGAGCAGAUCAGCCACACCUUCACUGUUCCAGACAACAUUGGAAAGGCGAAGAUAUCUUGCAAGGUUGUCUCCUGCUCAUCGUGCCACGAAUCCUGCAGUUUCAGUGGUUCAGAACUCCAGAAAAUUGAACUCGCGGAUCCUACGAGCCGAAAGGACGAUAUACGAAGUUUCGAGCAAACUAGGGACGAAUCAACGGACGAGGUUUUAUUCCUUGAAUCUAGUGUGACGAUUAUAGGAGGAGAACUGCAGGAAGCCAGGGUAGACGAACAAUCGGUUGAACCCGAUGUUCACAAUGGACCUAGUAACCCACCUACCAGUCUUAUAGAACACCUUCAGAAUGAUACGGAGCUGUGUAUGUCCCCCUCCCGCCUAGUUCUCAUGUUUGGAAUCCUCAUCCUCGUUCUUGUCCUCGCACUUCUCUUCUCAUGCAUCCUCUGGGUUAAAGCUAGAGCUAGGUUUAGACCUCCGAGGCCGUUUCCUCCACGUGCCGGACCACAGUAUAGGAUCCCUCCGAGAGCAUCUCCUUAUAUCAGAGUUAUUACGUAAACCAAGAUUAAUACAACAUCAAACAGCCAGUUUGUGCGAAAAUAAAUUUUGUGCAAACCAGCACCAAACGUUUAGUAAUUUCCGCGAAAAUUUAAGGAAACGAAGAAAAUUGCGGCCGAAGCAAAAUAAUUUCACAAUGAUUUUUGACUGUUGUUGUAAACCAUACUGCCAACUUGUAUUGGGUAUCAUUUUUAUCAGUUUUUGGGGGGUCAAAAAAGCUCUACAUGUUUCGUUUCUUAUCAUUUCUUUAUUUUUACAUUUUGCAAACUUUUUACUCCUACAUUUUUUAAGUGGUCCGUUAACAAUAGAUUAAUUCUGCUGAUGCUUAGCACAGUGUAUCUGUUCUCGUGACUCUCAUAGGAGAGCAUUGUUAUUGUACGAGACAAUACAGGUCUUAAAUAGAAUAUUU
Molecule: messenger RNA, 1902 nt
Organism: Eurytemora carolleeae
Lineage: Eukaryota; Metazoa; Arthropoda; Copepoda; Calanoida; Temoridae
Exons: 9
Coding region: 27-1493 (488 amino acids)
Source: RefSeq, a predicted model, not a curated record